This is a messenger RNA of Ruditapes philippinarum (Manila clam), 2416 nucleotides long. RefSeq lists its product as uncharacterized. NCBI's taxonomy places the organism in Eukaryota, Metazoa, Mollusca, Bivalvia, Venerida, Veneridae. The transcript is spliced from 13 exons. Bases 73 to 2145 code for a protein of 690 amino acids. The record is from RefSeq and is a predicted model, not a curated record.
UACAGAUAUGUAAGUGAAAGAGUUUGCUGCAAUAAUUACAAUGGAGCUUCAUGUUCAAAUCCAAAAUGUCGAAUGGGGUAUGGCUCAAACGCUUGCAAUGUCAACAACGAGGGAUAUGUUAAAUACAAAAAUGGUAAUGUUGUCAGAAACAGUGGUGGGGUAUGCAAUGCACCAUUCCAAUGCAGAAACUGUAACACAGGAUAUUAUCCUGUUACCUCGAACAACGGAUAUUGUAAAGCGUGUUACAAGCCUGUAUAUUGCAAUCUACCAGUAUGUACUUCAUCGAGUAACUAUUGGUGUGAGUAUUGUGUAGGUGAAUAUAUAAGAAACAAACCAGGCUAUAACGUUUAUUCAGGGUUACCAAAUAGCAAAGUAUGUCAAAGAGCUUGUUCGUGGGAGAACGGUGCGAGGUGCUUCCCUGGCUCAUGUACUGGUAACAUGAUUCUGAAUAGAGACUGCAAAUGCGCUCGAGGUUUUACAAGCACAAACUGUGCUACAGCAACUGCGGUACCAACAAUAAAGAUAAUGCAUUUCAAGGUGUCCACUCAAGCAAAUGACACACACAUGCUCAUUGUCGAUAAAGCACUCGGUAAAGUUAAAUUUUGGACAAAGUAUACUGAUUUGGCGAAUAUCUCUUAUCAAAUAACGGCGUAUUAUAAACCCGAAAUUGAACAUGCAAAAACGCCAAACUACAUACAUAGUUAUUACAUUGGAAUAGCAGAAGUGAAAGUCGUAUUGACAUUGAUCAGAGAUUCAGCCACGGCAGAUUGGACACGAGAUGUUAGUUGUACGAAUUUUAAUCAAUAUUGUUCGGGCAGCUUAAGAGAUUACCUGAUCAGUAAUAUGCACCGAUGGAAAACAAUAUUAAACAACGGGAAGUUCAAACACGCAGAUAUUAUAAGGUUUCGCGUAUCUGCUAAAAAUGGAGGAAAAGUCAUGUAUCAAGACAGAAAUUCUUUUAAUGCUCCAUAUCAAAUAAGACAUUAUUACCUUAACGGAAAAUCGACAUAUGCAACUCUCGAUCUUGCUUUCGACGAAGUACCACCAACUCAUUGUUUUGAAAACAACAAAACUUGUUCAACGGAUGCACUAAAAGCUGACGAUUUUGUUACUAAGCCAAAUUUGACAGUUUAUUGGUCUGGAUGGUACGAUGUAGAUUCUGGUAUUGACCGGUUUGAAUUUAAUAUCUACUACCUAGAAUCAAUAAACAACGGUCCCCUUCAGUACAGAAAUAUGUUGCCAGCAACCAUUAUAGACACUAAACUGAAUUCGGCGGUACUGAAAUUGGAAGAACCAGGACCUUAUUCUAUAGAAAUGAAGGUGCAUGAUCGUGUAAAGAAUGCUAAAGUUACUAGAAGAAUCAUCAUGUAUGAUAAUGCAUCAGUCGUGGAACUUGUUGGCAAUAAAAGUUGUAGAAUUAUUCAAGCUCAACCUUCAGGAUGGGUCAAUAAGUUCAGCGAUCAAAUAGAAAUAGUUUGGACUGGAAGAUUUAGUAAUAUGAGACAUAACAAUGGAGGGUGGCUGAAUGCAGUUCAAGACUCAGAAAACGUCGCCAAAAUCCUUGAUGAUCAGAAUGCAAGAUCAAUAAGAACCAUUGAAGAAAUGCCAAACGUUUACGGAAUUAUACGAUUUGAAAUUGCCCGGACACAAGAGCUUUUUGGCACAGUAGAUUACAAAACAUUUUAUCGUAUACCUGAUGAUUAUGUUUUACUGGAGAAGAUGGUAUUCACAGAUUUGCAGUUAACUGAUGGCAAGAAGGUGACAUACACUAUUCGUGGAGUGGAUGUAUUUGGAGAAUUCGCAGAAGACAACAGUUCAUUCAAGAUAGAUCUUUCUCCACCAGUUAUAGAACAUGUAUGGCUACGAAAGGGGAAUUUAAUCAAUAUUAGCAUGCAUGACAAGUUAGAUUUGUCAGACCUUAUAAUUGAAUGGGAAACACUUGAUAUACAUAGCGGAAUUAGCGAAGUGUCGUGGACAAUUUUUGAAAAUUUGACAAAUCAUAAUGUCAUUUAUGGACAGUCUUACGAGCAACCACAAGGUGAAACAAAGACUUUAAGCGGAUGUAGAAGAAAGUACAGAUUCCAUUCGGGGGGACCUAAUUGUUACUGCACACCAUAUAAUGGGUGUUUUCACAAACAUUUUUAAAUUAUUCUACCAAAAUCAAGAUGGCUGAAAGAUGUAAUUCUCAAUACAGUAGUUGGAAAGCAUGAUCAUGACUAUUUUAUAGAAGUUACUGCCAAGAACUAUGCUGGGCUAGUAUAUGUUCUACAAAAACGGAUAACUAUCGACAUAUCACCUCCUUCGGAAGGAUAUGUAUAUGAUGGCCAAAAUGGAGAUUCAGAAGUAGAUUUUCAAUCUACUCGGCAACUAACAGGACAUUGGAGCGGAUUUUUUGAUGUAGAAAGUAGUGUUUGGU